Molecule: messenger RNA, 1515 nt
Organism: Orbilia oligospora ATCC 24927
Lineage: Eukaryota; Fungi; Ascomycota; Orbiliomycetes; Orbiliales; Orbiliaceae
Exons: 4
Coding region: 1-1515 (504 amino acids)
Source: RefSeq, a predicted model, not a curated record
AUGCCAUACACUUGUCCGGUUGGCUGCGAAUACUGCAAAACCCAGGGUGCCAUGCAUCCUCCUCACUUCCUAAGCAAAAUGAUGGGCGACCAUCACCGCGAGGGCCAUGGUGAUAAGCGUGGUCCGCCCCCACAGACCCACACUGUUCCCGAGCCGUCAAAUGGAGAGUGUAAUGUCGGAAAGGGUCACCAUUAUCCACAUCACCAUCACCACCAUCAUACACACGGCGAACAUGGCGAAGUUAUAGCAAAUACUGGUCCCAGGCCCAUAAAUACGACAUUGGAUAUCCAUAGACUGCCGUUGAGAGGACAUACGCCGCCAAUUACGGAUAAGCAUCACCAGAAGCAUCAUCAACAUCACCAGAAUCAUGAUCACCAGCAUUAUGAUCACGACCAUCAACAUGAUUUUUUGGAUGAUAGGAUUCAUAGUCGGAAGGGAGCCGAAUCCGCGAUUAUACAUCUUACAAAAAAGCAUGGACUCGAUCUUGACGGGGUAAGGGCUAAGGCGCUGGAGAGAGAUUUGGAGCAUAUCGCCACUUCCUUGUCUUACUCAAUGAUGGCACAAAGAGUACACUUGGAUCCUCAUGCGAUGGUAGGAGAUGCGCCCACGUUUCAAGUUCAUAGAGCUCGGAUAAGAAGCCAGGAAUUCCGGCAGAUUAUCCAAGACUUUGAGAUACUCGGAAAUCAAUAUGGGCCUCCAGCGGAUCAUCUCACCGAAGCAGGCAGAUCUCGAUAUAUUAGUGCUGCGUUUAACCACAUUGUUUCAUGGUUCCACCUUAUGAUUUAUAAUCGCCCCGAAAACUUCGUUGAAUCCGAUAGCCCCAAGAAAAACGGGCUCAGGAACUAUUUCAAAUGUUUUGGUGGCUGCACCAUACUAGUUCUCGAUAUACGCCUUAACUUUGGCAUAGGAAAAGACAGGCUGAACUACAUCGCUCAACUUAUUGCUGAACUCGAAGCCUGCAAUUUGAGUAACGAGAAACAAGGAUUUUCGGUUCCAAUAGUUGGGAUCCUCUGUGAUGGAAGCUCAUUUGAAUAUUUCUCUUAUGACGGAUACUCGAAGUCAUUUUCGAGAGGACUAUUGGUCGCAAAGUCGACGCCAGGAAGUACUGCUAUUGCAAGGGUUACUCUGCCACCUAUUACACAGGCUACAGGUGUGGAGUAUAUUAGAGCUCUGCGUCCUCUAUGUGAAUCUUUCUAUUUCCUCCUGCUCAAAGGAUUCUUGGCUGGAUUGGAAGCGUACAUUCGGCGGGCAAGGGACUAUGGAGCAGGGGAUGGAACAAGAAACUAUGGUAGUGAAUCAGAGUGGGAAUUGGCACUUGCUAAGGCAGUCUUUGCGAGGAACAAGAGUGUCGAGGCGGGAGAGACAGCCAUUGAAGGCAACGUACAGGGGGCUGAAAAGUUAGCUGACGAAGCACGGAUGCUACUUGAAGAGAGUUUAACAUCUAUACCAUCUGGAUACCAAAGAAGAGUUUCGUUGAUGGCGAAUUUUGAGAUUGCUGAUUCCUUAACGGCAUGA